AUGUCCGGCAUUGCGUUAAUAACGUGUGUUUAUUGCAACCAACCGUUUCAGAAACGCAAUAAAGGUUUGAAACUAUAUGGAGUUGGCACAAAUGUUUGUGCCAAUUUCACUGUUUAUGACAUUCUAGUUGAAUUGUCCAAGGAACCACAAAAUGGUGGUUUUGUUUGCCAAACAUGUUACAGUCUAAUCUGUAGGUUUGGCAAACUAAGAGAAAAAGCUCAAUGUGUUAAAGACGAGCUCCGCGAACGAUGUUUUUCUCCCUGUGUUGGAUUUAAAAGAAAAUCCAGCGAAGAAGAGGCUUCAGGGGCAACGUCUGCCAAACAAGUGGUUUUUCAACUUCCACCAAAAGUUACGACAUCGAUGCAACCGGUAGUAGAGAAAACAGACGCAGAGAAGUCUACUUUCAUAGAUGUUGCUAUCAAUCACAUCAAGAAAUAUAAUUAUUGGUCUGGAAUUAAACAUCUUCUGAAAAACAGUCGUAAAUUUAGAGAUGUUUUUCACCGUCUUCUGGUACAUGAAUCUCGACAGGAAGUUUCGUUUUAUUGGAAAACAAGUCGAAUACCGUCCCAAGAAACCACAAUUGAAAACAUAAAGAAGUUUCAAUGGUUUCGCUUUCUAAAUGAAACUAGGAAGCACCUGCCAAUAUUACAUGCUGUAAUUGAAGGUUCCCUGUCAAACCGAUUGUCCGCUGAUAAGAUUUGUAUUGACGAUGAUGGAAAGUGUGGCUCCUUAGUUCCCGGCUUAGGUUUUACAAUUGGUACCAUACUAAACUUGCGAAAACCCAAGAAAUUUAAUUUUCUACAAAAUAUUAAUGCACUUCAAAUGUACCGAAGUGGCUGCAAUCAAAAGCAUGAACUCUCUGCAAACUGUGACAGCAGUAUGCACACCGACGAUAGCGUACAUUCUUCCUUGAUCUCAGAGUUUGACGAAUCGGCAGAGAGCGAUCAUACCAAAUCAACUAACGGAUCCGAUGAAGACUGUGUUUCAAUGAGCCCAGAUGGGGCCAGUGAUAUUGAAGAUGACGUAGAAACUUUCGAAAGAGAACCCGGAUACAGUCUGUGCUGGGACAACGUUCAAAAGCUCUCUGAAGCCAGACACCAAUCCCAGAAAGUUAAAAAUAAAAUGAUGCUCUGGGCACUGUCAUUCGCUACCAAAAACCGUAUAUCAUUUCGCGACUACGAUGACAUCAGGACCAAAAAAGCAGUCGAUAUCCCUGUUGCGGUUUUUUUGCCUUCACAGAGUGAUUGGACUCGAGUAAGAACAAGGAUGAAAACACUAGUUCAGCGUAUUCUUGUGCGCAACUUUGAGUGUUUCAAGGACACACAAAUACAAUGGCAUAUAUCGCACAAGUACUCUUCUGAGUCACGAUUAAAGAGUGAGAUUGUUAACCUUGGUGUAAUAAAAGCCAACCCUUCCUCCAGCAAAGGUGUGAUUGAGAUAAUGCGACAUCUUGGACAGUAUGUACCAUCACAAAAUGGAAAACCCCUCUAUAACGUUGUAUGUCACGGUGAUCAAUUAUCAAUUGAACGUAUGGUUGAUGCCAGGUUUUCUAUGGCAUGUAGCCAAGACCAUGUCAAUCGUCUUGUUGGGCUCGAACCAAGGCCCCAGGAGUUCCACAAAAGGUGCAUCACAAUGCAGGACACCAUGAACAAACUAUUCAGUGGAAGUUCGGCAAGUGCACGUGGGUCUUUAUUCCAUGUCAAAAUUAAGUUUGGUCACCGUGCAGUGAAAAAGAAGGUGAUUGAUGAUGUUAAUCACACAGUGGAUUGUCUUAACUUUAUGACCGAAGGCUAUACCUGUAUAUUGGCAAUGCAUUUAAGAAGACUGACCAGCCUAUGUGAUAAGCCGACUAUUCAACCGGACCAGCAGAAAGACUACGUUGAAAAGUUAGCAGAGGAAAUAGUUUCUUUUAUUUGGCCGGAUGUAGAUGAAGUACCACUUAGUGAUAGUGAUCAACAGCCAUGCAUUGAUAAUUAUGAUGAUGAAGAUGAUGAUUAUUGCGUAUGUAAAACAGACCUAGGAGGGACCAUGAUUGAAUGUUCUGCACUCUCACAGUGUAAAAGAGGCAGAUGGUUCCACCUCGAUUGUGUUGAAUUACAACCUGAAUCUGUACCAGAUGACGAGUGGUGGUGUAGCCCGGACUGUGAACAAUCAUCAAUUUAUUGUUUCUGUAAAAAGAAAGAAGAUACUGAUGAUGAUAAGUGGAUAGGGUGUGACAGGGAGUUCAUGUGCCCUAAUGGAGAAUGGUUUCAUAUGCGAUGUGUUGGUUUGAAUCAAUGCCCAGAUGGUUCUUGGUUUUGUUCAGAUGACUGUCAAGUUAAAGGGCCUUUAUCAAAGCCAGACCAGGACACCGGUGCUGACUACCUCUUCAAUUACUCCUGUCAUGUAUUAUGGAGAGGGUUAUUCCAUAUGGCAGAAAGAGAUGCAGAACGCGAAAACGAUGGUCCCGCAAUGAUGUCGAAUUGGAGAGUUUCAAUGUUAGAUUUCUGGGAAAAUAACCAUUAUAAAUAUCUUAUAAUUGGCCAUAGAUUGCUAGCAUGUAUAAAUGGUUAUGUUUCGCCAAGGCAAGGAGAAGAAAUGCUUUGGAAUAGCACUGCUAACCUGAAAGGAGGAGCUGGGAACAACAUACCGCUAGAUCUUGUUAACGAGUAUCUAAAUAAUGACUUUAAACAGAACCUAAAACACUGCGAUGGUCGCUACACAAACACCCAUGUUGCUAGAUGUAGUCAGCUGGUUGGAAGAUUGGCCACUGACUUAGAAUGUGUUUACAUGACCAAAUUUAUGGACGAAUAUGUUCAUAAAUCUAAAACUACAUCUGCUAAUUACAGACGAGACGUCUCCAAAUUUGUAAAGGAGUACAGAGACGAUGGCAUAUUUCAACAAAUUCCGGGUCGGUAUCACGCUGGAUUUUCCAACUUUCGAAAUAAAGUAGCCAUUCACAGUGGUGAUAAGUUGGUAUCCCGAUUGAAAUCACACUGUAGAACCCUUGACCUGUUGAAGGAAAUCCUUCCACAGGAUUAG
This is a messenger RNA of Saccoglossus kowalevskii, 3021 nucleotides long. RefSeq lists its product as uncharacterized. Lineage: Eukaryota; Metazoa; Hemichordata; Enteropneusta; Harrimaniidae. The record is from RefSeq and is a predicted model, not a curated record.